This is a messenger RNA of Chlorella variabilis, 264 nucleotides long. RefSeq lists its product as hypothetical. The record is from RefSeq and is a predicted model, not a curated record. NCBI's taxonomy places the organism in Eukaryota, Viridiplantae, Chlorophyta, Trebouxiophyceae, Chlorellales, Chlorellaceae. The annotation marks the transcript as partial. The transcript has a single exon. Gene Ontology annotation, molecular function: Hsp90 protein binding.
GGCAACGCGGCUUUUUCCGCGGGCCAGUUUACUGAGGCGGUGGAGCACUUCACUGCCGCCAUUGCCGUGGACCCCGGCAACCACGUCUUGUAUUCCAACCGCUCCGCGGCCUACUCCUCCAUGAGCCAGUACCAGCAGGCGCUGGGGGAUGCCCAGAAGGUGGUGGAGCUGAAGCCGGACUGGCCCAAGGGCUACUCCCGGCUGGGAGCUGCCCACUUUGGGCUGCGCCAGUGGGACGAGGCCGUGGAGGCCUACACCAAGGGU